CUCCCAGGCAGGACGUUCCCACGCGGAGGCGGUCCUGGGAAAGGCUGUGGGGCGGGCCCGGAGGCGGGCUCCAGCGCUCCUGUCCCUCUGCAGCCUGUUCUCCGUUACUUGCUUCGCAGACCCUCGCGUUCUGGCUUCCGCUGAGCCGCACGAUGUCCUUUAGAGCUGCCUGGAGCUUGGUGCUGAGGAAAGGAGGACUUGGAAUGCGAGGGAUCCACAGCCCAGGAGGCACUGCCCACGGCAAGGAGAAGAUGCCCCCCUACACCAACUACCAUGCCCAGCGCUCCUACCCCAUGCCCGAUGAGCCCUUCUGCACGGAGCUCAACGCAGAGCAGCAGGCCCUGAAGGAGAAGGAGAAGGGCAGCUGGACGCAGCUGAGCCAUGCUGAGAAGGUGGCCCUGUACCGGCUCCAGUUCCAUGAGACCUUCACAGAGAUGAACCGUCGCUCCAACGAGUGGAAGACAGUGAUGGGCUGUGUCUUCUUCUUCUUUGGAUUCACAGGUCUGCUGAUUUGGUGGCAGCGGGUCUAUGUGUUCCCUAAGAAACCCAUCACCCUGAUGGAUGAGUGGAAGGCCCAGCAGCUCCAGCGCAUCCUGGACAUGAAAAGCAACCCUGUGCAAGGCCUGGCCUCCCGGUGGGACUAUGAGAGGAAGGAGUGGAAGAAGUGACGUGGCAUCCCAGCUGCUCGCGCUGCAGCUCUGCCCUGGCCCGGAGCCUAUGGAGGCCCCUCCCCGCCACUUAACCCCAAUAAAGCUGGCCUGCUCUCAUCUGC
Delphinapterus leucas (beluga whale) is the source of this 772-nucleotide messenger RNA. It is a transcript of the gene COX4I2, whose product is annotated as cytochrome c oxidase subunit 4I2. Gene Ontology annotation, biological process: mitochondrial electron transport, cytochrome c to oxygen. Gene Ontology annotation, cellular component: respiratory chain complex IV. Lineage: Eukaryota; Metazoa; Chordata; Mammalia; Artiodactyla; Monodontidae. The record is from RefSeq and is a predicted model, not a curated record.